AUACUAUCCCUCCACCUGUCCCUCGUCUUAUCCUCACCCGCUUCCCGCCGUCCGCGGCCUGCCUGCAACCCAACAACGGCGAUGGCGGCGAGGGUCCCGGCGGCGGAGCUCAACCAGCACCCCUCAUCGCCGUUCGCCGCAUCCCGCUGCUACCGUCCAGGCGGCGCCGCCCUUCACGCCCCUCUCCGCGUGCCAUCCAGAACGCCGCGGAGGACGGAGGAAUCCAAAAGGAUCAUCCGCAGGGCCGCAGAGGAGCAGGGCGCCGGAGGAGCCAGGAGGUGGAGAAGGGAGCCGCUGCGGCGGGAGGCCGUCAGCGCGCGCCUCCGGGUGCCGGACCACAUACCCCGGCCUCCGUACGUCGGCGCGGACGCCAUCCCGUCCGUGUGCCCGGACCGGCAGGUGCACGACGGCGAGAGCGUCAUGCGUAUGCUGGACGCCUGCGAGCUCGCCGCCCGCGUUCUGCAGUAUGCAGGAACACUGGUCAAACCGGCUGGGACGACGGAUGAUAUCGACAGGGCUGUGCACCAGAUGAUUGUCGACGCCGGCGCCUACCCGUCACCACUUGGAUAUGGUGGGUUUCCGAAAAGCGUCUGCACGUCGGUGAACGAGUGCACCUGCCACGGAAUCCCUGAUUCUCGUGAGCUACAGGAUGGAGACAUUAUCAACAUUGAUGUUACUGUCUACUUAAACGUAUGUACUGCUUGCUAGCUGUUGUUUUCCUUAUCAGCCACCAAUUUCCUUCUCAUUGUGGUCAAGGGGUGCAGCACCAGGGUCAGCAUUGAGCCCUUAUCUA
Messenger RNA from Panicum virgatum (switchgrass), 793 nucleotides. Its product is annotated as methionine aminopeptidase 1B, chloroplastic-like. The record is from RefSeq and is a predicted model, not a curated record. The transcript is spliced from 5 exons. The coding region runs from base 82 to 708 and encodes 208 amino acids. NCBI's taxonomy places the organism in Eukaryota, Viridiplantae, Streptophyta, Magnoliopsida, Poales, Poaceae.